GGUUCGACAAUAUUGUCAUUUAAACUUUCUACGUUAUACUUUAUUUUUGUCCGUUUUAAUUGAAAUCUAGUUAAACUAUACUGUGAGAUCGCUUCUCUUUCAUUUUUAGUUACAACUCGUUUUCCCCGUUUUGUGUGUGUUUGCAAUUUACUAAUCAUGUUUAUACUUAAAUCUCCAUGUCCCCAAUCAUAGUGAACCCCAUGUCAAAGUUGUUGGAAGGUGGAAUUUUCCUUUUAGAACCUUCAUCAUUUGAUCUCUAAUUUUGGGGAAUCAUAUUGUUUGACUCUUCAUCUUUGAAAUGAUCGGUAUUUUCCUAUGAGAUCCAGGAUAUUCAAAGCCGUGGGGUUCCCUUAAAACUUGAAAUCUUGAGUUCCUUUAGCAUUGAUGCGUGUGGCCAUAAGUUAGUAUACAAAGGAAUUGUAAACCAAUAUUUGUUCUUGUGUUCUAGACUUCAUGAAAAAAUAUAAACGUUUACUGACUGAAGGGUGUAUAGUCUUUUGUUUUUCAUUUGUUCUAGAUGGCUUGGGGACUGAAGUCAAUGAAGAAGGCAUCACUUUCUACAACAAUCUUAUCAAUGGACUUCUUGCAAAAGGAAGCAAUCGAAGGUUGGACAAAUAGGAAAUUUGUCGAUUAUUUUGGCCUAUAUGCAGAUGCUUGUUUUGCAAAUUUUGGUGAUAGAGUAAAGCAUCAGAUCACAUUAAAUGAACCUCUUAAGAUCUCAGUGAAUGGUCACUAUAUUGGUAUAUUUGCACCUGGAAGAAACGAGAAGCCCUUGAUCGAACCAUAUUUGGUUUCGCAUCAUCAGGUGUUGGCUCAUGCAACUGAUGUUUACAUAUAAAGAAGCAAGUACAAGAUACUAUAAUUAUUGUGGUUAAGGAACCUAAUUUUUAUUUGAUGCUCCGUUUCUUAUUAAACAUAGGCUUUUCAUAUGUUAAGGUUGCAUAAAUGCCAUUAUUGCUUGAGAAAGUGAUAAAUAUCAUAUAAAGUAUUUGCUGACUAUGCGUCAAAUAAUUUGUUCACUUGCAACUCUA
Molecule: messenger RNA, 1031 nt
Organism: Camelina sativa (false flax)
Lineage: Eukaryota; Viridiplantae; Streptophyta; Magnoliopsida; Brassicales; Brassicaceae
Source: RefSeq, a predicted model, not a curated record